Messenger RNA from Phragmites australis (common reed), 510 nucleotides. RefSeq lists its product as uncharacterized. NCBI's taxonomy places the organism in Eukaryota, Viridiplantae, Streptophyta, Magnoliopsida, Poales, Poaceae. The transcript has a single exon. The record is from RefSeq and is a predicted model, not a curated record. Bases 105 to 335 code for a protein of 76 amino acids.
ACCCAGCGCGGCGUGGCCAAUAAAGCAGCCAAGUGGAGAAACAACUAGCUCAAGAACCUUCUUUUUGAGUGCGUAGAGGGGAGCCAAGGGGAGUCAGAACAGUAAUGGCUGGGGUUGUUGGUGGCUGGUUGGGGGAGUUCGCCAAGUUUGGCCGGCCGGAGGUGGCGCAGGCCGCCGGUGCUGAAGCCGGCCAGCGCCAUCAGGGUGAUGAUGGCAUUGGUGCGGUUGAGAGCAGGGAGAAGAGUGGUGCCCAGGAGAAGAGGAGGAACAGCGGCGUGCUCUCCGACUCCGAGGCCGUGGUGUGCAUGCUGAUGGACCGCUUCGCCCCAGCGUGACGGGCAGACCGGAAAGCUGGUGUUAGUACGUGCGUACAGAGCAGGGUAGGUGCACGGUACAUACAGGAAGUGUAUUUUGUAAGUCUGUAACACUGCGGGUAGUCGUAUAAAUUGCUAUCAUAUGGGUUCAUGUCUCUGAACUCUGAACUCUGAAGUGAAUAAUUUUUUUGGUUAA